Messenger RNA from Limulus polyphemus (Atlantic horseshoe crab), 1446 nucleotides. Its product is annotated as ras-related protein Rab-7L1-like. The transcript has 4 exons. Gene Ontology annotation, molecular function: GTPase activity; GTP binding. Lineage: Eukaryota; Metazoa; Arthropoda; Merostomata; Xiphosura; Limulidae. The annotation marks the transcript as partial. The record is from RefSeq and is a predicted model, not a curated record.
UGGACUUUGCUUUGAAAGUCAUCAAAUAUUCGGACACCGAGACCAUAAAACUACAACUCUGGGACAUUGCAGGUCAAGAACGAUUCACCUGGAUGACACGAGUCUAUUACAAGGAUGCUCAUGGCUGUGUUGUCAUGUUUGAUUUGACCAACAGAAAGACAUUUGACAAUGCUCUCAAGUGGAAGAAAGACGUUGAUGCCAAGUGUGAACUGGCUGAUGGAUGUCCUUUACCAUGUUUACUUUUGGCUAACAAGUGUGACCUCACAGACAAGCAGAUCACGCACGAAGAGCUGGAGGCAUUGUACCAAGAAAGCGGUUUUCUAAGCUGGACGGAAGUAUCAGCUAAAGAUGGGUCAAUGGUAGAUGAAUCUAUGAAAUAUCUGGUGGAGAAGAUGCAAGCAGAAAGUGACCUUUUGGGAGGUCACCCGACAGACAGCAGCAGACUCACCCUGGGUGAAGAAAGCAACGUGACAAGAAAGUGUUGUGGCUAGUAUAGUUUCACACAUGAACAUUAAGUUAUUUAGUCAAAACACGUGUGCAUUAGAUCAUUACCAGUAGUUUUUCAAGUCUCUUGUUUACUCAAAAUUAAACGUUUUCUUAAAGGCGUCUCCAAUAGGGAACAACUGUUGUAUUAGCUGGUUAAAGAAAUGUAUCUGACAGUAAAACGUGUUUCCCUUCUCAUUACGUAUACCUCCAAUAGAGAACAACUGUUGUAUUAGCUGGUUAAAGAAAUGUAUCUGACAGUAAAACGUGUUUCCCUCCUCAUUACAUAUACCUCCAAUAGAGAACAACUGUUGUAUUAGCUGGUUAAAGAAAUGUAUCUGACAGUAAAACGUGUUUCCCUCCUCAUUACGUAUACCUCUUAUUUUAGCUAACAAAACUUUUCGUUGUAACUUAUUUGAACAGUAAAGAUAUUUUUGUACAUCUUACUAUAAAGAUGAUACAUUACCUAUGUGUAUUAGCAUCCAUCACCCAGAAUUGACUGGGCUCGAUUACUGUCAUUUUUUUUCCUAUGAAAAACUGUCGGACAGUGUACAUGGGCUACUUUGUUUUAGAACUUUUGUUCAAGAAGAAAACACUCUAAAACAGAGCAGUACAUUUCCAUUUCUUGUUAUAAAUUUUGAUUUUAGGUUUAAAGACACAAGUACUUAAUCAAUUAGAUGAGGGAGUUAUUACCUUCCACAAAGCAGGGUUUGCAAUUAGCGUCUAAUAAGGUCAUUAGGGAUGUCAACAUUAAAGAAACAUGGGAACAUUAUCCUGUAUACAGUUGUUGCUUCCUUAACGAACACCCUCAGAGUGUAUUGAUAAUCUGUGAAAGUACUGGUGGAUACACGGUUGUUGCUUCCUUAACGAACACCCUCAGAGUGUAUUGAUAAUCUGUGAAAGUACUGGUGGAUACACGGUUGUUGCUUCCUUAACGAACACCCUCAGAGUGUAUUGAUAGUC